Dendronephthya gigantea is the source of this 5845-nucleotide messenger RNA. RefSeq names its product von Willebrand factor D and EGF domain-containing protein-like. NCBI's taxonomy places the organism in Eukaryota, Metazoa, Cnidaria, Anthozoa, Malacalcyonacea, Nephtheidae. The transcript has 27 exons. Bases 42 to 5480 code for a protein of 1812 amino acids. The record is from RefSeq and is a predicted model, not a curated record. Gene Ontology annotation, molecular function: calcium ion binding.
CUUUCAACAUCGCCCCGGAUCAUUCCAUUACUCAGUCGAAAAUGAAGGCUUGCACAAUCCUGUUCGAGUUUCUCGUGCUGCUAAAAAUCGUAAAUAUCGACGCGCAAACUUGCGACCAAAUAAAAUACACAACAAUCAACGACAUUCGUCGCAGCACGAAGUUUAAAGUUAAACCAAGCUCCAAAAUAUGCGAUCGCAAUUUCAUCAAAGACGACAACUGGUAUCGAUUUGACAGUGUGGCUGGUAAUACAAUACCAGACCACAAUCCUACGCGUGGUUUCUGUGGUACGUUCGUUCCAAUUUGGUUUAAAGGCACUCAUCCAACACAAAAUAACGUUGUGACGAACGCCAAAGCCUGUGCCGCCGUACCGUUUUUGAGACCAGAAGGAUGUGGUAUUUCUUACAAUAUUAAAGUAAUAAAAUGUGGUUCGUUUUUCCUGUAUCGUUUGAAAGAACCACAGCAAUGUGAUUUUGCUUACUGUGCUGGCACCAAGUUACCAAACGCUCCAUGUUCAGUCACUGGAGAAACACUUCCUGUUUGCCCUGGGGCGAUACCACGUGUUGUUGUCGGCGCUGGCAUAAAGCACGAGGAUACUCAAGAAGUCAGACUAAAAUGCUUCUGGGAAAGUCCUGGAAACCUGUCGAAUAUCGAGUAUGAAGCUCGAUGGUUUGGAGACAUUUCGCAUCCGGAGCCUAAAAUUCAGAGAAAUUUCACCGGGUCGGAGGUUCCGGAAUUCUUGUUCCAACCAAAAAUCACGAACGACAAAAACGGUUAUGAAUUUCAUAAGAACGUCUAUUGUUCAGUCCGGGCUCGUUUUAAGACGGGCAGUUGGUCAAAAUGGGUUUCGAGCAACCGAAUUUACACAGGAAUGGAGGUAACUCCGACAUAUAUUCCAAUCAAUGAUUGUGGCGAAAGUGAUCGUGAAGUUAUCAUCACCAUAAGACCUCAUCUUCCAAUACGCGUGAGACCUGUUAAGAUCGAUAUUGCUUCACCAACGACGAAAUUGAUCGAUGAAAUAUGCGUUGUCGGUGAAAAAGAGGGAUUUCAGGAUUGUGGGAUCGUUUUUGAGACGGGCCACCGUGUUGGGAGACCGAUAAGGUUCAAAUUGAUGACGAAUUGUGGGACGGGUGACAAGUCGAAGACUCUGGCCGCUACGUACAAACUGCAGCAUAGUUUCUUUGAUUUCAACAUCAAUAGAUUUUGGGUGAACCAUGCGUUUCCAACGAUUAAGAUUAGUAGAAAAAAGUACAAAAAGCAACAAUGUCGGUCCACAGGAGAUCCACACUUUCAGACAUUUGACGGCAGGCGAUACGAUUUUUUUGGUAGAGGAACGUUUUUAUUAUAUGGAAAUAAACAUUACGGAACAGAGAUUCACGUACGGCAAAGAGCGUGUAAUGGUGGAACUCCAAGCUGUAAUUGUGGUGUCGCCAUCAGAGAAAAUCUAUUCUACAAGAUCUAUGACAUGUGCUACGUAACUCCUGGUCGUCCUUGGUGGGAAAACAACGUCAGGUCCCGUCUUAGAACUCAUCAACUUCGCGACUUCAAACUCAGCAGAUUUUAUUCGGCAAUCACCCAAAAAGGCUCAACAACAAAGUUCGAGAUCACUUUGCCGUCUGGUGUGAAAGUUAUCGUGGAUCGUCAAAGCUGGGGGCUAAAUAUUUACGUUUGGGCACCUGCUGAUCUUGAACAUCCGAGCGAAGGUUUGUGUGGCAAUAAUAAUGAAAAUUCCAAUGAUGAUUUCGGGCAAUGGAACUCUCCGAAUCAAUUUGGAGAACAUUGGAGAGUCCGCAGUCAUCUCACUCAGUUUGAUUACAAGGGGAAUAAAUUUGAAGAAGAUCAACUAGAUGAUGGCUGCGACCAAAAGAUAUGUGUUUGCUCUCAAGGAGGCAUCAGACGAUGUGGUCGUGAAGCGGAAGCAAUCUGUUUUCCAGAUCUUGGCGGGAAAGACGCGAGAAGACACCAUCAAGGAUCAGGCAUUGGAGAGUGUCCAAAUCGUCCUAAGCGGGCGUUGAUGCUGGAUGAUGACACAGUGGACGAUCAAGACGCCAUCCCAUCAUUUAAUCCAACAGUAACCAGGGUUAAUUUAACACUGACGUGGCCGACACCUUCAGGGAUAACUAAGGAUAAUGUCACACAGUUUUGCGAGAAAAAAUUGCGUUACUCCAAAGCUGGGGCUGCCUGUGGACAAGUUGAAGGGGUAGAUGUGGAUGGUUUGGUACAACAGUGUAUAACUGAUAUACAGGCGACUGAAGAUUUCUCGUGGGCAGCAGGCAACUUUGCGGCGUUGGAAACAUCUUGCAUUGCAAAUAUUUUCAACAAUAUUUCGUCGUUCAAGAACACAACUGACGGAAGUAUUGAACUGGAUACAGACAUCCUCACAUCGCUUUGUCCAAAUGACUGCUCAGACAAGGGAGAUUGCGUUAAUUCAACGUGCAUUUGCCACAAAGAUUACACCGCUGCAGAUUGUUCAAUCUCAUUGAAAGACAGUCCACUCGUCUUUGAUAUCCGCAAGUCAGGAUUGUGUGACAGACGGCGAAGACCAUGUCGGACUGUUGGUGUGUUUGGUUUCCCGUUGUUGGACUCAGAGAAGCUUACCUGCCAUGUCCAAGAAUAUAAGGUCAUAGACUCAGUAUGGAAACCCAGCAAUUCAAGGACCUUAUACCCAGGGCAACUGGUUGAUCUCACUGAAGUGAAAUGUUCACUGCCAGAAUCCCCAGUAAAUAUCGGUGAUUAUGGCAACGAUGGUGUAACAGCCGCAGGACUAAAGAUUGCGAUUUCAAACAACCGUAUCAACGCCUCCAAAGACUCCGUGUUAUUUAUAACGUAUGAUUCUGUGUGUCAAGAGUGCAACACGACUGUAGGCUGUCAUCUUCGAGCUGAUGCUUGCAUCAUAUCUGGUCAUUGCUUCGCUAUGAACGACAGUAACCCACGUGAUUGGUGUCAACAAUGUUUGCCAGAAUCAUCGACAACUUCAUGGUCAAAACGCAAAGAUAACAGACCACCAAUUUUAACAUCGUCCAGUGUGUUUUAUGCCUUUAAAGGCAAAGAGCUUCGCGUACAAUUGAGCGCUGACGAUCCAGAGAAUCGCACAGUCCAGUACAGCUUUGCACAAAGCAAAAAAUUUGGAGCUACUUUGUCUAAAAACGGAUCAUUCACCUGGACUAAAAACGACAUAGGAACCACGGCGUUUGUCUUUAAUGUUACCGACGAAUGUGGAGCCUAUUCUACUCUUAAUGUAUCUGUAGUAUUGAAGGACUGUCCCUGCGUGAAUUCAGGUGAAUGUCAUCCAGACUAUCGUUAUCUCGAUGGAGCUGGGAAUUUCACGUGUUCCUGUCCUGCUGAGUAUACGGGUGACCUGUGUGAAGAUGACGUUGACGAGUGCGCAGCUUCAAAUCCUUGUCAUAAUGGAAGUUGUGUUAAUGAAAAACCUGGCUUCUCCUGUUCCUGCUUUCAAGGAUACACUAGUCACCUUUGUCAGACUGAGAUAAACGAGUGCGAAUCAGACCCUUGUUUCCCAGAUGUCAAUUGUACGGACCAAAUCGCUAGUUUUAGCUGUGGUCCGUGCCCCCCUGGAUAUACUGGCGAUGGAAAGUAUAACUGUAGCAGAAUUGAUGGCAAGGUAGACGAAUGCAUAGAAAAUCCCAAAGUUUGUCACAACAACGCCAGUUGUAAGUUUUACAAUGGAUCGUACCAGUGUAGGUGUAUUGAUGGGUACACUGGAGAUGGCGAGCAUUGUACAGAUGUGAACGAGUGUAAGGGACACCCCUGUCUUAAGCAUGCCACUUGCAUCAAUACCAAAGGAAGCUACUUCUGUGUCUGCGCGAAAGGUUUUACUGGUGAUGGUGGAAAUAACUGCUCUGAUAUCAAUGAAUGUGCGCAUACUCCAGACGUGUGUAAUCCUCAGGCCAAUUGUAGAAAUUCUCCGGGCUCGUUCUUCUGCCAUUGCAAGACAGGAUUCACUGGAAACGGUACAAAUUGUACAGACAUUAACGAGUGCCAACAAAAUUCUUCCGUCUGCCACUAUCUGGCUGCCUGUGGCAACGUUCCUGGUUCGUUUUCAUGUCAUUGUAAUGAUGGCUUCACUGGAGAUGGAAAGAUGAACUGUACAGACAUCGACGAGUGUCAACAAUCUCCUUUCGUCUGUCAUUCUCUUGCCUUAUGUUCAAAUGUGAGAGGCUCUUUUGAAUGCCAGUGCAAAAAUGGUUUCACUGGAGAUGGAAAGACGAAUUGUUCUGACAUAGAUGAAUGCACUCAGUCUCCUUGUCAUGAGCACGCGAGAUGUAACAAUACAAUGCCCGGAUAUGUUUGUGAAUGCAGCCAGGGAUAUUUAGGAGAUGGUAAAAACUGUACAGAGAACAAACCACCUCAAUUUUCGAUGCCAAAUACGAUACUUGGAAUGUACGAAGAGUCUUUGCGAAUUCAUAUCAAGGCAAAGGACCCUGAGGGUGAAGAAAUCACCUUUAAUUUGUUGGAGAAUGGAACAAUAGGCCUAAGUUCAGCUUCCAUCACAAAAGAUGGACGCAUGGAUAUAUCGCUAAGUGGAAAGAACGGAACGGUCUAUGUUCAAGUAGAAGACGUGUUGGGAGGAAGGAACGUGCUAAUUCUUCACGUGAAUGCCAUGCAAUGCCCAUGUGAACACGGUGGUAAAUGUUACCAAAAGAAAAGCGUUGAAUAUCCAACGGCACCAUCAGAUUAUCUCUGUGAAUGCAAGGCUCCGUUCUCAGGAAACUUGUGCGAAAUUCGUCCAAAUCCAUGCGAUGAACGGCCAUGUUAUUUAGGUCUCGCGUGCUCACCCGUUCAGAAUUCCGAAGGAUUCACUUGUGAAACUUGCCCGCCUUUAUUCAAAGGAGAUGGGAAAACCUGUGAACUUGAUACUACCAAAGAAAAAAAUUCUGUGGACUCCUCAAUUAAACUCACGAACCAACAAUGGAAUGAAAAAUUGGCAAAGAAAACAUCGAAAGAAUAUAAAAAUCUCGUUUCUCGACUUAUUGCGGAGAUCAGAGAUAUCUACAAACAACUUCCCGGAUUUAGUUUUGUCUUAGUUAAAGAGCUCAGGCAAGGCAGUGUGAUCGUUGAUUUACAGAUAAUAUUUACGAAGAAAGUGGACAAUCCUCUUGAACCCUUGGAAAAAGUGGCAAAAACUGGAAAACUGGGAAAUAUGACUUUUGAAAUUCAACAUGUAGAUGAUAAAGAUGACUCAUUGAGGGAAGACAAGAUCCUUGGCUUGGACCAAACUAUUUUCAUUGUUAUUGUUGCUGUUGCUUUGGUCGUAUUCAUCAUUAUCACAAUCAUUAUCUGCUCAAAAAAAUGUCAUCGAAAAACACCCAAGUUAAUUAAAUAUCUACCUAGCAUAAUCACAGGCUGGCAUAAUAGGGCCAGGAAUAUAACAGAAGCAGAAAAUCCAGAAGGAGAAGAAAUGGAUUUGGAAGAGAUUCGUAAUGAAAAGGUGUGCACAAAAGAGGAGAUAAAACUGAACUGAUUGUUGUGCAUUGUAAACGGCCACCAUAAUGUAGUAUUGUUCUCAGAUCGCACUUCUGCAACACUAAAGUUUGAAUAAUGUUUCCUAAUUUGACUUUACAGUAAUAAAUGACAUAGGUUUGGUGUCGAAAUGAGCUGAAUAUAUAUUAUAACCAGGUAUUUUAAUAUUCAGACAAUUAUAUUUUACUUAAUAGCAAGCUACUUCAGUUAUGAUGAUAGUAAUACCAUAUGACUACAGUAUAUCCAAUGAUGUCCCAAAACUUUAGCUUUUAUGGAGCUUAACUUCAAUUUAUGCAGUACUUGAUAUAUGCAUGUACAUGCUAAAUAAGUCUAUAAAUCCAUAAAUCCAUUAUAUGUAUCUAAUGU